Molecule: messenger RNA, 3765 nt
Organism: Aspergillus mulundensis
Lineage: Eukaryota; Fungi; Ascomycota; Eurotiomycetes; Eurotiales; Aspergillaceae
Product: putative leucine permease transcriptional regulator (SAC3)
Exons: 5
Coding region: 1-3765 (1254 amino acids)
Biological process (GO): mRNA export from nucleus
Cellular component (GO): transcription export complex 2; nucleus; cytoplasm
Source: RefSeq, a predicted model, not a curated record
AUGGCCACUCCCGCGAACCCGUUCGCUGCGCUUCAUCAGAACCAGACAGACGGAGCAGCAACCUCAACAGGGCGCGGACGUGGCGGGCCUUUCAGGGGAGCUACGCCUUUCCAGCCGAGAGGAGGGUCAGCGAGAGGAGGGUCAACUUUUCCACCCCGAGGCGGCAGCUCCAAUGUUCCGACCGUUCGAGGCCGAGGCCGCGGCCGCGGACGAGGAGCUCCCCCUGCGACAAGAGCUGGUCGGGGUGCCAGAGGCGCGGGCGCACCAAGCAAUACAUGGCGCGCGAAUAAAUCAGAACAACCAUCCACAUCUACGCCCUCGGUUUCUUCGCCUUUCGCACAGCUGAAUCAGAAUCAACCAUCAGCCUCGCCGGCCACUGCGCCGACUCCACAACAGAAACCGGCAUUCUCAGGAUUUGGACGAGCGUCACCAACACCAUUCGAAGCGCCGUCAAAUCGUGGUGGCGCUGCUUCCAUCGCUAGAGCCCCUCCGCAACCGAGGCCGACAAAUGGAGUAACUGCGACCAACGUCCCUGUGGAGGAUGCCUCUGCUAUGGGUAAUUACACCGAUCGAUAUGAACAGCUCAAAGUCGACCGCGCCAGGCAAAGGGAGCAAGCCAUCAAAGCCGGCCAAAUGGCUGACCCAAAUCAGCCAAUGUCACUAAACAAAGCAAUCACGCCCGUGGGGACUUGCACAAGCAUGUGCCCUGAGUUUGAAAGGGCUGAGCGGAUUGUUCAGAAGAUGGUUGAUAAGAGUGAAAAGUAUCUCCACCCCGCGACGAAUACGCUACAAAACAUGGAGGCGAAGAUGCUUAAACGAUUCAGGCGGUCCGCUGCUGGAUAUGAUGAGCAACUGCCUUCUGACAUUAGAACACCCGGCACCCUGCUCCAGUCAAUGAAUUACCUGACGCGGCACGUUAUUGGCAGCUCGGAACCCUUGGGGAUUAUCCACAAAUUCGUUUGGGACCGGACUCGAUCGAUUAGAAAUGACUUCUCAGUUCAGCAGGUGACCCAGGAGGCGGACGUGAAAAUUGCCGUAACAUGCCUUGAAAGGAUUGCUCGAUUCCAUAUCAUGUCUCUCCACCUGCUCUCGAGCCCUGCGAAUGAAGAGCCGUUCGACCGACAUCAGGAACGCGAACAAUUGAACAAUACCAUGCUUUCGUUGAUGUACUACUACGAUGAUAACAGAGGCCGGAUAACAUUCCCCAACGAGGACGAGUUCCGCGCCUACUAUAUCAUCUUCUCGAUUCACGACCAGCGCCCUGACUUGGAAGCUCGCGUCCAGAAAUGGCCCCCCGAGUUAAGGAACGCGCCGCGUGUUCGGGUGGCUUUGGAGCUAUUCGCCGCUGCUGGGAAUACCUGGGAAUACCAGGGUACUCUCGACGCCAAGCGGCCGAAUGCGAUUGCGCAGGGCUUCUAUACGCGCUUCUUCAGUCUUGUCAACUCUCCCGGCGUAUCCUACCUCAUGGCCUGUGUGGCCGAGAUUUAUUUCAAUCACAUGCGCCAGACCGCCAUUCGUUCAAUCUGGAAAGGAUACUGUCGCUACCCAGCAUCUCAACAGCAUAAAAAUGAAGAGUGGACGGUCGAUGAGCUGACAAGUGUUCUCUGCUUCGACGACGACGACCAGACAGUCCAAUUCUGCGCAGAUCAGGGAUUAGAAUUCGCCGAAAAUGCUAACGGUGCCCUCUACCUCAACUGGGGCAGCCGACCUGUUGACUCUGUCGCCUUUCAACCUUCAUCUGACCACUCUUUCUCUGAAAACUAUGUAGAGUGGAAGCGUGCAGGUAGAAACUUGGAGGCUAUUGUUCUUGGAUUAAACAUCAAAGAAGCUGCGACCCUGGGAAUGGUCAAUACGUCUUUCCUCCCAUCACGCGCCUCUUCUCUUGCACCUGAAAAGCAGAUGUCUAUUGAUAACAAUGACUCUCUUUUCGUGAGUGAAGACGAGAAUGAAAGCCCGACUUCUCAGCCACAGCUCACUACCACCAACACCACAUCAACAGUUCCUAGCCCCGUCUUUGGCGGUAUCUUGCAACCAACCGUGCUUCAACCGUCCACCAACUCCCAGCCCUUCUCGUCUCUUUUCCCUGCCGACAACGCAGCGGGCACUUCUGCACCCUCGUCUCCGUCUCUCAAUCCCUUCGCGAAGCCUUUUUCGCCUUUCCCUUCCUCUCAGGCUCCUCAACCCAGCCAACCUGCUACCACUUCCUUGACUCCAGCCAGUGCCAGUCAGACUUCAAACAUGUUUACAAAUGCUGGCAGUUUAAAUCCAUUCGCUCCGAAUCAGGAUGAAAAACCGGCUACUCCUCCUGCCGCUACGCCAAGCAUGUUCCCGACUACCUCUCAACCUAGCACAUCUCAGACGCCACCACCUAGUCUGUUUCAGAACCCCCCAAACACAACAGCUUCUACUUCCUCUUCGUUCGGUACGACGCCAUCACUAUUUAGCGUCAAACCUGGUCAACCUACUGGGCCGACUACUCAACCUUUCAGUUCUCCCUUGUUUGCCGCUUCUCCAUCCCCUCUCAGCUUUACACCUGAAAAACCUAGUGGCCAGUCUGCUGGACAGUCUCCCACGAGCAUUUUUGACACCACUAAACCAUCCCCUCAAGCUCAAUCGCCGUCAUUCAGUUUCAGCAAGCCGCCACAACCGGCUGUUCAGACGAGUACGCCGGAAAUUCACAAACCACAGCCUACAGUUGAACCAGCUCCGCUAUUUUCUCUGCAGUCUGAUUCAAAGAAAGACAAGAAAGAACCAAGCUCGAUCUUUGCAACCCCUCCGGGACCAGAACCGACUGAGUCAAUCUUCAAUGCGCCCGCCGCAUCGCCAUUUGCCCGAUCGGGUACACCCUCUCCUUUCGCGUCUCGGGCGGCUACUCCUACUCUCACAAACGGAAAACCAUCAGAGGCGAUACCCGUGUCUCAGACUGUUACUUCUCCGUCUAGGAACGGCAUUGUAACGCAAUCAUCAACGUCUCAACCAUCGAUACCAGAUACAGCGGAGCCACCUGCUGUUAGUGAACCGGUGAUUCUCGCUCAGUCUGAGAUCCUUCCGGGGGAGACACCAGCUGGCGAUGCCUCGUCUACAGCAUCUGACGAAGCCGAACAAGAAGCCAAGCAAAAAGCCGAGUGGAAGAGUUCGUUGUGGGAAGUUGCCGACCAAAGACGAAACAUUGACUCGACACCACCCAGUCGAAAACGCGUCCACGAGGAGGAAACGCCAACUGAAAAAUCUACUAAAGCAACCAAAGUGCAGAAACCGACGCCUCCCCGUCGCAAGUCGAUGGCUCUUUCUUCUAUGAAACCACUUCCCAAGCUCCCAAUCCUCGAGCAAAUCGAAUCAAUGAUCGCCCGUAAACCCGCGGAACCGAAACCAGAACCCCCGAAACCAAGCCAAGUCGACGCAGACGAUCUCCUGCUCUCAGCCGCACGUAUAGCCGCAGAGUCUCUGAGAACCGGACCUCGGCUUCCAACCAGUGUCUCGGCAACUUACGACUCCUGGCGCUCCUCAAUCAGCCCCGGGAGCAGAUUCUCUUCCGUUGCCUUCUCCCGCAGCGAGUCACCUCAGCAGUCGCAGUCGGGUUUGAGCCAGUCGGGUAUGAGCGGAUACGAGGUUGCCUAUGCACCCGAUACAGAACUCGGACUGGGUCGCAGCAUGUCUCGAACGGAGCAGCGGAUCCGCAUGACUGGGGCCAAGGGGCUAGCCUACAAACCUCUGAACCUCACACCGAAGAAGAAGAAGAUGCGGCGCACGACGCCGAAGAAAUAA